This is a messenger RNA of Aspergillus vadensis CBS 113365, 989 nucleotides long. RefSeq names its product C2H2-type zinc finger protein. Gene Ontology annotation, molecular function: RNA polymerase II cis-regulatory region sequence-specific DNA binding; DNA-binding transcription factor activity, RNA polymerase II-specific. Bases 238 to 930 code for a protein of 230 amino acids. Lineage: Eukaryota; Fungi; Ascomycota; Eurotiomycetes; Eurotiales; Aspergillaceae. Gene Ontology annotation, biological process: regulation of transcription by RNA polymerase II. The transcript is spliced from 2 exons. The record is from RefSeq and is a predicted model, not a curated record. Gene Ontology annotation, cellular component: nucleus.
GUCCAAAAUCUUGGGAUGAUAAACCGUGGGCUGUCACAAAGAUCCCCGAUGAUCGAAUGGAUCAACAUGUGCCAGCGUAAGCCCAUCCAUCUAUACAGAAAAACACAGCACGAAGGCCCUCUCUAGGAUAUAAAAGGGCACCUUUUCUAAUGACCUCUGGCCAAUUUCCAGCACCAAAGCACUCAUUGAAACCUGAAUCAUCUCUUUCGCCAUUACCAUUACCCAUCCGAGUUCAUCAUGGAAUGGCCGACCGGUUUUUCUCUAGGGCUCCAAGAGGAUACUACUAGUACCACUGCUGGUACUCAUCCAGACCGCCUCCCCAUCAGUCAAUACCUCUUUCAUCAGUCAUCAGCCGCUCCAGUGUCCCAGCCAGACUCCUCCAUCUUUGCAAAUCACGCCUAUGGGGCCUUUACCUCGAUUACUGGUCCACCCCGUAGUAUUGAACCGCGUGUUGGCACAGUCAAUCCGGCGGGGGGUCCUUCAAGAGACAGAAACAUUCCACCACAAGGCGGUGUGGCGCAGACUGCCCAAGCGUCUUUUGCCUAUGAGGAAAUCCCUGCCUUGUAUGCUUCCACUCGUAUUACUGGUGGUCAGCCCCUGCGACUACCAGUAGACUGGACGGAUAGCAAUGCAGACACGAACCCAACCUGGGUUGCCCCCAAUAGCGCCAUGAGCCACCAGCCACACCCAGCUCCGGGAAGUAGAAUCCCUCGUGCCCCAUCUAAUACCCAUAGCCCACCAAUCUUUGAGUGCAAAUGGCGAGGCUGUUCCAGCUCCACACGGUUCAGCACUGAAGGGGACCUUGUCCGCCAUCUUAAAUCAAUCCAUAUCUCCCCAGAUGCGUAUUCCUGUUCAGUUUGUGGCAAAUCCUUUGGUAGGAAGGAUCACCUCCGUGACCACCAGAGACGUCGUCAUCGUUGCUUGGUCUAAGGCUCUCUGUGAAUCAUUCGUGUUUCAUAUAGGAGUUUCCUGCAAUAUUCUCCUUUCAU